AUGCUCAUAUUUAAAAGUUUGGUAAAAUUUAAAUUGAAUUUAAGAAAUUAGAAUGUAUGGUUUAACACCUUAAUUAUCUUUUUAAGAUUAAUAGAAGAAAGAGUGGGUAAAAGAAAAAGAAAAAAAGAAAAAUAAAAUAAAUAAUCAAAAAAUAAAUAAAGAUAUUUUUAAUAAAGUUAAAAAAAAUUAAAAUAGGAUUCGUUCAUAAAUAUAAUAAAUCAUAAUCAAAUAAUAGUGAUGGAGCAAGAUAAAUAAGAAAAUUAACCUACUGUUCCUGAAGAGGAAAAGAAACAAGUUUAAGAAGCCUAAUAAGAAGUUCCUACUGAAAAUAACACUUUAUUGUAGACUAACUAAUGGUAAUUCUGGAAUACUUAGCCAGUUCCCAAGAUGGAUGACCCUUUUCCUGAAAAUUCUGGUCCUAUCGACGUCAUUAAAAAGCCUGAAGAUGUCCAAAAAGAACCUUACAACCUUCCUGCUGGUUUUGAAUGGUGCAAUCUUAACUUGAAGAACAAAGAUGACCUUGAUUAGCUUUACACAUUAUUAGUCGAAAACUAUGUUGAAGAUGACGACAAUAUGUUCAGAUUUGACUACUCAAGAGAAUUCUUAAGAUGGGCUUUGUCUCCCCCUGGAUAAUACGAAGAUUGGUUAGCUGGUGUUAGAGUUACAAAAACUAAGAAAUUAGUAGGCUUUAUUUCUGGUAUCCCAGUCCAUAUGGUUUUGCAAAAGAAGGAUAAUAUUAAAAUGACUGAAAUCAACUUUUUGUGCGUUAAUAAGAAGUUGAGAUCUAAGAGAUUAGCUCCUGUUUUAAUUAAGGAAAUUACUCGUAGAGUCAACAUCAAGAAUAUGUGGUAAGCUGUUUACACUGCUGGUGUUCUCAUUCCUAAACCCAUUUCAAUUGCUUAAUAUUUCCAUAGAUCUUUGAACCCCAAGAAACUUAUUGAAAUUAACUUCAGUAGCUUAGGUAAGAAUUAAACUAUGGCUAGAGUUCAAAAGCUCUACAAACUUCCUGAAGAGACCACUAUUUAGGGAUUAAGACCUUUCACUAAAAAAGAUGCUGCUGCUGUUACACCUUUGCUUAACAAGUAUUUGGAAUAAUUUGAUUUAUAUCAUUCAUUCUCAGUUGAAGAUGUCAAGCAUUACUUUACCCCAGUUGAAAAUGUUAUUUAUUCCUAUGUUGUUGAAAGUUAAGAUAAGUAGAUUACUGACUUCUUCAGUUUCUAUUGCUUACCUUCUACUAUUAUUAACCAUCCUAAACAUAACUAACUCAGAGCUGCUUAUUCCUACUACCACUUCUCAACUGCUACUCCUCUCAAGGACCUUAUUUAUAAUGCCUUGAUCCUUGCUAAAAAGUAUGACUUCGAUGUCUUCAAUGCUCUUAAUUUAAUGGAAAAUACUUAAUUCCUUGACGAACUUUUGUUCAGCCCUGGUGAUGGUAAUUUACAUUAUUACUUAUAUAACUGGAGAUUAUCUGAAUAAUUCAAGCCCUCUCAACUCGGUAUGGUUCUCGUUUGA
Molecule: messenger RNA, 1512 nt
Organism: Tetrahymena thermophila SB210
Lineage: Eukaryota; Ciliophora; Oligohymenophorea; Hymenostomatida; Tetrahymenidae
Product: glycylpeptide N-tetradecanoyltransferase
Exons: 7
Biological process (GO): N-terminal peptidyl-glycine N-myristoylation
Cellular component (GO): cytoplasm
Molecular function (GO): glycylpeptide N-tetradecanoyltransferase activity
Source: RefSeq, a predicted model, not a curated record